AUGGGAGAUCUUACGCAACUGAAGGGCACCGUUUACAUCCCAGAUCCCUCGACGCCCCUCUAUAAAUUACUCUCGCGAUGGUCUGACACGGGAGUCAUCGCCUGCCCGGCUGUCAUUGUGGUUCCGGAAUCAGAAGACGAUAUCAAGAUUGCCUUGGCGUAUGCAAGGGAAAAUAAACUUCAAGUCUUUCCCGCUGGCGGGGGUCAUGGAUCAUUUGUUCCUAUCACGUCCCGAACGCUCUAUCUCGAUUUGAAGAAGUUUGAUCAAGUCCAAGUGAACCGCAAGGCUCAGACUGUGACUGUUGGAGGCGGUGCUGUGACAGCCCAAUUAAUUAAGACAUGCACUGCGCAGGGCUUCUUCACGACAUGGGCCAACAGCAACACGGUUGGGGUGGUCGGGAGCAUGUUGGGGGGUGGUAUUGUAGGUCUUUGCCUCCUGGUUUCAGUCUACACUUUCCGUACGGUAUACUUAGUAUAUCAAUCUAACUCAAUCAACCCAGCCAACAACAACUGGAUUACAAGGACUCAUGAUCGAUCAUGUCCUCCGCAUCCGUCUCAUCACCGCUGGGGGGAUAUCGCAGAGGUCGGCCCGUUUUCGACCGGCGAGCAUCUCGCGUUGUUCCAUGCUCUUUGUGGAGCAGGAAACGGACUUGGCGUCAUCACCGCAUUAACAAUGAAGAUCUUUCCACUCGCCGAUCUAGACCUGUCACCAGAUGGGGUCUGGGUUCGCAGAUUGAUAUUUCCUGCUCCAGCAAUCGAUGUGGCGGCAGACACGUUCAACAAACUCCAUCCGCUCCCGCCAGCCAUGGCCUUGACUCUGCUGAAUGCGAGAGCUCCGCCAACUGCACCUCAGCCGGGCGCACCGAUGAUCAUUCUUACUGUGACUUAUUACGGGUCCUCCAAACACGGGGAGCAGGCAGCUUCGCUGCUAUUCGAGGCGGAGCUCGUGUCUCAAACCAUCACCGCCCAGACCAUGUUCACACCGAUGGUCAGCAUCAAUGACAGUCUCGAGCCCCUCAACGCCCAUGGCGGGUUCAAAGAUGUCCAUUCUGCCUGGAUAAGGAGCACCAAGGGUGAGACCAUUCAGGCCGCAUUCACAAAAUGGCUCGACUUCACCACCACCCACGAGGACGCGACGCACACUACCUUGGUUCUGAGCAGCUGUAACCCGCAGAAACGGAUGGAGAUUGCCGAGACAGCCGAAGGACAAGCAAGAUUCUUCGACCAUCGAGACCGAGGUAUCCAGGCUAUAAUUGUGAGCUGGGUUACGAAUGAAUCAACCCAGUCUGCGGCAACGAACUUCGCAGACGAGAUCAAGGCUUUGUAUAGACAGAAUGAGCUGCCUUCAGACCCACCAAGAACUAUACUGAACAAUCUGGGGCCUAGUACUAAGCUAGAGGAGUUGCAUACCGCGGACAAGAUUGAGCAGCUGAGAAAACUGGCGAGGGUGUGGGAUCCCAGUGGUAUUUUUUGGCAGCCGUGGGACAGGGAAUGA
Messenger RNA from Penicillium macrosclerotiorum, 1494 nucleotides. Its product is annotated as FAD-binding oxidoreductase. NCBI's taxonomy places the organism in Eukaryota, Fungi, Ascomycota, Eurotiomycetes, Eurotiales, Aspergillaceae. The record is from RefSeq and is a predicted model, not a curated record. The coding region runs from base 1 to 1494 and encodes 497 amino acids. The transcript has a single exon. Gene Ontology annotation, molecular function: FAD binding; oxidoreductase activity.